Messenger RNA from Syngnathoides biaculeatus (alligator pipefish), 1692 nucleotides. RefSeq names its product RAB, member of RAS oncogene family-like 3 (gene rabl3). Gene Ontology annotation, molecular function: GTPase activity. The record is from RefSeq and is a predicted model, not a curated record. The transcript has 9 exons. Gene Ontology annotation, cellular component: endomembrane system. NCBI's taxonomy places the organism in Eukaryota, Metazoa, Chordata, Actinopteri, Syngnathiformes, Syngnathidae. Gene Ontology annotation, biological process: intracellular protein transport. Bases 87 to 866 code for a protein of 259 amino acids.
GGCAGAACAAUGUAGAUAAUAGGCCUUUAGUCGUGCCUAUAUAGUAGCCACCUUGGUAGGGUUGAUGAUCCAGAAGAAGGAAAUAUAUGGACACUCUCUCCACCGGAACGGAGUUCAAAAUGGGCGUGUCGUAUCGCCCACAAAAUAUCAGCGAGCGUCAGAUCAUGGCUUCUCUUGAUCGAGUAAAGGUGUUAGUUUUAGGCGAUUCCGGUGUAGGAAAGUCCUCCCUUGUACAUCUUUUGUGCCAGAACCAGGUUUUAGGAAAUCCAUCAUGGACUGUCGGCUGCUCAGUCGACGUACGGGUCCAAGACUAUAAAGAGGGAACCCCAGAGGAGAAAACGUACUACAUUGAACUAUGGGACGUCGGGGGCUCGGUCGGCAGUGCCAGCAGUAUCAAAAGCACCAGAGCAGUUUUUUACAAUUCAGUCAAUGGAAUUAUUUUGGUGCACGAUCUGACAAACAAAAAAUCCUCUCAGAAUCUCUAUCGCUGGUCACUGGAAGCUUUAAACAAGGAUUCAUCACCGACCGGUGUCAUCGUCUCCAAUGGCGAUUAUGACCGCGAGCAGUUUGCCGAAAACCCGGUGCCGCUGCUGCUCAUCGGCACCAAGUUCGAUCAGAUUCCCGAGAACAAACGCGGCGAGGUUCUCACGCGGACGGCCUUCUUGUCCGAAGACUUCAACGCGGAGGAGAUCAAUCUUGACUGCACCAAUCUGAGAUAUUUGGCCGCAGGCACGUCCAAUGCAGUGAAGCUCAGCAGAUUCUUUGACAAGGUGAUUGAAAAACGGUACUUCACUAGAGAUCCAAGUCAGAUGACGGGCUUCACAGACCGAAAGCGCUUCAACUUCAAGAGUUUGCACUAUGACUGACAACGCGGUCUGCGGUUCAACUUUGGCAAACAGAGAUGUUCUUUCCCCACACCAAUCUCACCACCUUUUCACUUUCACUUACUCUCUGCAUUGUCAAUUCAAAUUCUGUUUGUCAAAGUCGAAAGCGCACAGUGCCUUGUGAUGAAGAACUGAGUAGGAAGAUGAGAACAAUUCUUUUUCAUUCACGUCGGCAAUGUUAUGAAUAUGUCUACUGCGAGAAUUAGUUAAAAAUGUUCUACUGUAAAUUCACGGUCAAUAAACCAGAUUGGCAAAGCCAAACCAGAUAGAUGCAAUAUUUUUUUUUUUUUAAAGUUGUUUUCGUUGCCUUGCUAAUUAGGUUUAAAAGAAAAUCUUUUUUUUAAAGACUAAAAUGCGGAAACAUAUAUGCAGAGUGCGUCAAAAAGUAUAAGCACGUAUGUGUGCAUAUAUAUAUAUCUGUGUGUGUGUGUAUGUUUACAGAGUGAAUCUGAAAGUAUUCCUAUGCUAGCCAUUUUUUGUGUGUGUGUGGAAAUGACAAGUGCAAAAGACUGUACAUUGUUUUUUUUCUUUUGUUGUUUGUUAGCUUUUACAUUUUGACGAUGCCAAAAAAGACAAGUGUGAUCGAUGGGCUUCGAGCAACGGUGGGACCAAGUCAUUGCUGUGUGAGUCACAAGUCAGUUUCAAGUCUUCGGGACUUAGCUUUCUCAACUUCGACUCGUGUGCAAAGACGAGACUUAACUGUGACUAGCAAAUCGAAAUGACUUCGCCGCACCGGUGGCGUCUUGCAUUAUUUUGCCAAAUUGUAAAAGUGCCAAUUUGGCUGGAGUAUAAAAAAUUUGGAUCUUAA